CCAUAGUGAAUAAAAGAAAAUAUAAGUCUUGAUAAGUCUUUUUUAUAUCGACGAGAUUUUAAUAAAAAAUGGUUAAAGAGAAUAUAUUUGUAUAAUUUUGUUAAUCCUGUUAGAGCAAAUAUUGAGAAUUUGCUGAAAAUUGUCUUUACUUAUUCGUACUGUAUAUAAUAACUAAUCAUGGGAGAAAAGAGGCAAAAUAGUUUAUCUAAAGAAGAAAUUGCAAAGCAGUUCAUGUUGCCAGAAAGAAAAAGUAAAAUAGCUACUUUAUUAAAGCAAGAUGGACAAGCAUAUUGUAUAUGCAGAAGUUCUGAUAGCUCCCGUUUUAUGAUUGGUUGUGAUGCUUGUGAAGAAUGGUAUCAUGGUGAUUGUAUAAAUAUAACUGAGAAAGAUGCUAAACAUAUUAAACAGUUUUUCUGUAUUCGUUGUAAAGAGGAAGAUCCAACAUUGAUUACACGAUACAAACCACGUAAAACAGAUCAAGAAGAUCGAAAACAUAAAAAAUAUAAGGAAAAAGAACGUGCUCAUAGAUAUGAAUAUGAUGCACCUUGGGAUCCAACAUUAGUUAAAAAAUCAUCUAAACGAUGUGGAGAAUGUACAGGUUGUCUUCGUACAGAAAAUUGUGGAAAAUGUGAUGCUUGUAGACAUUUAAAAAAAUUUGGUCCUUCUGUACGAUUAAAACUUAGAUGUAUACAAAGAACUUGCAGAGUACUGGGUGAUCCAUUGAAGCCAUCAAAAAGUUUCACCAAAGCUUCAAAGUUUAAUAAAAAGCGUAGAAGGGAUUCAAGUAAUGAAAGAAUAGAAUAUUUAGAAGUACCACGACAAUGUUAUGGACCUGCUUGUACAAAACAAUCACGUCCAGGUAGUAAAUAUUGUUCAGAUGAAUGUGGAUUAAAGCUUGCUACAAACAGAAUUUAUCAAGUAUUGCCACAACGUAUACAAGAAUGGUCAUUAACACCAUGUAUCGCUGAACAGAAUAACAGACGUGCUUUAGAAUCAGUUAGGAAACAGCAACAUGAUGUUAGAAGAAUACUUCAAGAAUUGGAUAAAAGACAUGCAGAAUUAGACAGAAUAAUAGAACGUGCUAAACAUGCAUCUAUAGAUCCACAAACAGAGGUUGAUGAUAAUGAUGAUACUGAAAUGAGCAUGUAUUGUAUUACUUGUGGACAUGAGAUACAUUCGAGGACAGCUAUUAAACAUAUGGAAAAAUGUUUUAAUAAAUAUGAAUCACAAGCAUCAUUUGGCUCCAUUUUUAAAACACGUAUCGAAGGACAAGUCAUGUUUUGUGAUUUUUAUAAUCCUGUAAAUAGAACUUAUUGUAAAAGAUUACGUGUACUUUGUCCCGAACAUUGUAAAGAUCCAAAAAUCAGCGAAACUGAAGUUUGCGGAUGUCCAUUGGUUACUAAUGUAUUUGAUGCAACUGGUGAAUUCUGUCGCGCUCCAAAAAAGAGUUGUGUUAAACAUUAUGUUUGGGAAAAACUACGUCGUGCAGAAAUAGAUAUGGAAAGAGUAAGACAAUGGUUAAAAAUUGAUGAACUCGUCGAACAAGAAAGACAAAUUAGAUCAAAUAUGGCCACGAGAGCUGGAGUAUUGGCUUUGAUGUUACAUUCUACUUAUAAUCACGAAUUAAUGGAACAAAUGACUCAAGAACAAAGUAGAGAACAGCUGGAAGCAAUGGAAGAAGAACUACAACGUAGAUAUAAUUUACACCAAAAAAAAUCAAUAGAACAAGAAGCAUAGUUUCAUUGUAACAUAUAAAUAUGAAUUUAAAUCAGUUUUAUUCGCGUAAAUACUAUUUUUCUCAUCAUAUUGGAUUCAUAAUAGUUACAGAAUUAAACUUCUCUAUAAUUAAAAAAAUGCUUAUAACAUAAUUCACUUUUACGAUCAUAUUUAUUCAUAUGUAUAUAACAUAUUAUUGAUAAAAAUAUGAAUAAUAACUUAAAGGUUCUGUCUUCCAUUAGUAUAACAACUUUACCAAAAACAAUAUAUAAAAGUCGUAUGAAAAUUGUAAAAUGUUUAUUAAAAUUUACAUAUAUACUUGAAUAUAGAAUAAACUUUAUACAAGUUAUAAGUAAUUAAAUAAUGGAUAUAUAACCAAUUCACUGUUUAAUUUAUUAUAGGAACGAUAAUUUAUAUCUUCUGAAUAUUUCAAUUAUUUCGAUAAUUAUAUAUUUUUUUUUAAUAAAAACAAUGAUUAAUUUUAACUUGCAACUAAAUUGCAAAUUUUUACUGAAAUUAAAAUCAAUUAAUAUAAAUAUCUAUUCAAAAUAGGUUCAUCUGCAUGAACAUGUUUUGAGACAUUUUUUCUUUGUAAAAAAUUAUUUAAAAGAAAAGAAAAAUAUAUAUAUAAUUUAUAAAGAUUUA
Messenger RNA from Vespula pensylvanica (western yellowjacket), 2361 nucleotides. It is a transcript of the gene Cfp1, whose product is annotated as CXXC-type zinc finger protein 1. Gene Ontology annotation, biological process: positive regulation of DNA-templated transcription. Gene Ontology annotation, cellular component: Set1C/COMPASS complex. The coding region runs from base 178 to 1737 and encodes 519 amino acids. NCBI's taxonomy places the organism in Eukaryota, Metazoa, Arthropoda, Insecta, Hymenoptera, Vespidae. Gene Ontology annotation, molecular function: zinc ion binding; DNA binding. The record is from RefSeq and is a predicted model, not a curated record. The transcript is spliced from 5 exons.